AUGGAGUUGGAGAAGGCAGAAAAGUCGAAAGGCAACCAGAAUGAAAAAGAUUUCGACGCCAAGGCCGAGUUUGCAAAGCUCGUUGGAUCUCGCUCAGGUGGAGUGUACCUGCCGCCCGCACGGCUUCGCGCACUACAGGAAGCCGCUUCGAGCGACAAGUCUAGUCCUGAGUAUCAACGACUUUCAUGGGAUGCCCUUCGAAAAUCAAUCACCGGUAUCGUCAAUCGUGUCAAUAUCAUAAAUAUCAAAGAGGUUGUUCCGGAGAUGUUUGCGGAGAACCUCAUCCGUGGUCGUGGGCUGUUCGCAAGGAGUAUCAUGAAGGCUCAGGCCGCCAGUUUACCGUUUACGCCGGUGUUCGCUGCGCUCGUGGCUAUCAUCAACACGAAGCUUCCUCAAGUAGGAGAAUUACUCCUCACCAGGCUUAUAAGCCAGUUCCGCCGUGCCUUCAAAAGGAACGACAAGAUCGUUUGCCACUCUGCCACGACAUUCAUUGCGCAUCUCGUCAACCAAGCCGUUGCUCAUGAAAUCAUUGCUCUCCAAAUCAUCGUUCUUCUCGUCGAACGACCUACCGAUGACUCGAUUGAAAUUGCUGUUGGUUUUAUGCGAGAAGUUGGUGCAUUCCUUGCAGAAAUUUCUCCAAAAGCAAACGCCACAGUAUUCGAGCGAUUCCGUGCAGUGCUUAACGAAGGCAGCAUCAGCCAGCGUGUGCAAUACAUGAUUGAAGUAUUGAUGCAGGUCAGAAAAGAUAAGUACAAAGAUAAUCCUAUCCUUCCCGAAGGUUUGGAUCUGGUUGAAGAAGACGAGCAAAUCACCCACGAAAUACAGUUGGAGCAAGACUUGCAGGUCCAGGAAGGUCUUAAUGUCUUCAAAUUUGAUCCUGACUAUUUCAAAAAUGAGGAACGGUACAAGGAGAUCAAAGCCGAAAUAUUGGGCGAAGGCUCUGAUGAAGAGUCUGGGUCAGAUGAAUCUAGCGAUGAAUCAGACGAGGAAGUUGCUGAGACCAAGGAAGGCAUUGAAGAUCGCACUGAAACAAAUCUGGUGAAUCUUCGUCGGACGAUAUAUUUAACGAUCAUGAAUGCCUUGAAUUACGAAGAAGCUGUCCAUAAACUGCUGAAAGUUCAGCUUGAGGAGGGUAAAGAGAUCGAAUUGGUCAACAUGAUCAUCGAGUGUUGCUCUCAAGAAAGGUCUUAUGCGACAUUUUAUGGGCUAAUUGGUGAACGGUUCAGCAAGCUUAACCGCGUUUGGACCGAUUGUCUGGAGGCCGCGUUUAGAAAUUACUACAGCACGAUUCAUCGUUACGAAACGAACCGUCUGCGCAACAUUGCCCGAUUCUUUGGUCAUCUUCUGGCCACUGAUUCCAUUUCUUGGGUGGUUCUUGAAAGUGUCAAGAUGAAUGAAGAUGAUACGACGUCCAGUUCUCGGAUUUUCGUCAAAAUAUUGAUGAACGAGAUGAUGGAGAGCAUGGGGCUGAAGACGUUGGCCGAACGGUUCAAGGAUCCCGAAGUGAAGCAUGCUUGUCAGGGAAUGUUCCCUGUCGAUAUACCCAAGAACACUCGGUUUGCUAUCAAUUAUUUCACCAGUAUUGGUCUUGGAGUCAUCACUGAAGAUAUGAGAGAGUAUUUGAAGGUCUGUCCCAGUCAUACAUAA
Molecule: messenger RNA, 1647 nt
Organism: Guyanagaster necrorhizus
Lineage: Eukaryota; Fungi; Basidiomycota; Agaricomycetes; Agaricales; Physalacriaceae
Product: MIF4G-domain-containing protein
Exons: 5
Coding region: 1-1647 (548 amino acids)
Biological process (GO): mRNA splicing, via spliceosome
Cellular component (GO): catalytic step 2 spliceosome
Molecular function (GO): RNA binding; protein binding
Source: RefSeq, a predicted model, not a curated record